UCUGUGGUCUGUGGAUUCGACUUGAAUAAUACCGCUUCACGUCGAUUUUCAUUAAAAACUGUGAAAAAAUAUUCUGAAAUCACUGAAAAUGAGUAGGCAGGUUGAUGUAAAGGCUUUAGUAUCGCACGUUAUACGAGGAGAUGGGGUUAACAAAUGCCGAAUUUGCAUGGGGGACACUUCAGAAGGACAAGUACGAUUAAGUGAUACAGUUAUUAUGGAAGGCGAUAAACCUGUUACAUUAUCUCAACUGCUCGAGAUCGUAACUGGAAUUCAGGUGCCGCUGGACGGUGACCUGCCAGCUGGACUGUGCACGGAAUGCUGCACGAGUGCUGUAAAUGCUGCUAACUUCAGAUCCAUGUGCAGGGAAACCUCCUCGAAAUGGGACACGAUGUUGCAACUCUUGUGCGACCUACCCUCACAGUACUCGGAAAAGGACCAGAUUAUGUUCGUCAUAUUGGACGAUAGUCAAAUGAUUGUUGUCAUUGAUGAAAAUUAUUUGAAUUUAAACACAGUAUCUGAGAGAUUAGGGGCACAUUUGCCGUCACAGGUGGAUUCUAUCUCCCCAAUGGACACAAAAAGCGUUACCGAAGAAAAAAGUGACGUAGACCAUGAUGGACUAAAUACAAAAGGAAAUGAACUUAGUGAUAUCAAAAAUGAAAAACCAGAAAGUGAACUUAGAGAUAUAGAAAACGAAAGUCUAGUCGCAAAAAGAGUGAAAAGAGUAGAAAGUGAACUUAUAGAUGGUAAAAAUGAAAGUCCAGUUGCAAAAAGAGUGAAAAGAGACAAAGUAGACAUUAAUAAGAGACUAAUGACAAAUAGAGAAGAAAGUGUACGAAAAGAAGUGGCUAAAAAUAGAAGAAAUCUACCUAUACAAACGUCGCAAUGUCCGAAUUGCAGCAAAAACUUUCAUCAUCCGCUGAAACUAUAUCACCAUUUAAGAGGAUCGAUUGAUAUGAUACGAGCUUGUUAUGUAUGCAGCGAGAUUAUGCAACGUGAUGAACUUGUCUCACAUCUUGAUUUAGCCCAUAACAUAGAAGUUUACGAUUGCAAAAAAUGCCCUGCCAUACUUCUAACAAAUAAUAAAUAUAUCGAGCAUUUAAACGGAGCACAUUCACGCGGUGCGUGCUCUUGUAUAGACUGCGGACGGACGUUUCAGUCAGACCAAGCGGUUUACGCGCACAUACCUGUACACAGACGAAAAACAUGUCCGUCUUGCGACAGAAUAUUCCAAAACCAACCCUGCUACUUGUAUCAUAUAAAGAACUGUUGCAAUUUAAACAAAAAUUUAAAAAAAUCAGAAAAGAGGGUAGUCAUCAAAAACGUGAACAGUAAAAAGAACGUUCGAGUCGGUGUACGUGGUGGCACAGAUCAUGUAUGCAUCUGUGAUUAUUGUGGUAGAAGUUUCUUAAAAAAAAAGUACCUGGCGGCGCAUAUGCAAACUGUUCAUAUGAAAAACACUCAUGCACCUUGCGCGUACUGUGGGAAGCUCCUAGCGACGGUGCAUAUGACAGAACAUCUAAAGCGACACGAGUUAGACUUGUCGUUUAAGUGUGAACACUGUGGAAUCGUCCUUAAGACCAAACUCGGUUAUGUCCAGCAUUUAAGAUUGCAUACAGGGGAACGUCCAUAUGCUUGCAAGAUUUGUAACGAAAGUUUUAGUGCUUCGUCCAGACGCUCGGAGCAUAUGCGUAAAGUACACCAAAAUACGAGUGUAAUACUAAAGCAUGCAUGCAAGCUAUGCCCUGCCAAAUUCCGACUGCCGUACAAGCUAAAAAAGCACAUGAAAUCAGCACAUUUAAAUGAUAGUUAUGCAGAAACACAACAGUUUGAAUGUCCUCAAUGCCACGAAAAGUUUGACUCACGCCGUGGGUUGUUACACCAUAGCAGGAAGCAUCAAAAAGUGAAUUUCCCAUAUAAGAGACCUGAGAAAACUAUUAUGUUGAAGGUGUUUAGUGAACCAGACUGUGUCUUUGCGGAGACCGACCUGCCCGGAGGCCUAUGCAGCGACUGCACCAACAGUACACUGUUAGCGUGGAAGUUCAGGUUGCUAUGCAUCAGCUCUGAUCAAGAAUGGAGUCGAGUGACCGAAGUCCUGACUCAAAACACAGAAAAUCUGUCUGCCAACCCAGAUGACACAGUCCUUUACAUAUGCUCAACAAAAGAGGGCGCAGUUUUCAAAGACCAUAUCCCCAAAAUAUAUACCUUAACAGAAGCUGCCGAUAAUCUCAAUGAUAUCCUCAAAACGGAUAGGAAACGGGAACGGGAGAAAGUAAAAAAUAAAGUGUCGAAACGUCGCCUCAAAAUCAAAUGCCGGAUGUGUGGUAAAGUGUUCCAUCUUCCCGAAUAUUUGAACCAGCAUUUGAUGAGCUCAUCCAAAGGCGCUUGCAUCGUUUGCGCCAAGGUGCUGCCAAAGGUAAAGUUGCCAAAUCAUUUGGAAAACGUUCACGGGAUGUGUGUUUACGCUUGCAAAAUUUGUCACCAAAUGUUCGACGACCAAUCGAAUUUGGACAGUCAUAGCGAACUCCACGGAUUGAAUUCGCCGCAAUGCAGGAUUUGCAAGCAAGGUUUCAAAAACGAGAGAUCUUUACACGCUCACAUGUUCGCCCACACGCUAUUUACCUGCAUAAAUUGUGGCAAAGGCUUUGAGAACCGAAGAUGCUACACUUAUCACAAAGAACAUUGUACAGCCACCAAACCCUACACCGAAGUUGAAGGGACAUAUGAAUGCCACGAUUGCGGUCGAAAGUAUUCAAAGAAACCGUCGCUAAGAAUCCAUAUAAUACAGAAGCAUUUGAAUGUUUUACCAUUCGUUUGUCAGAUAUGUGGGAAGCGCAGUUCCACGAAAAACCAUCACAAGUCCCAUGAACUUAUUCAUAAAACAGAACGGAAGAUAUACCAGUGCGAGUGUGGUGCGAAAAUGCGUACCGCUCUCGGUUUUCACAUGCACCAAAGAAUCCAUUCUGGGGAAAAGCCGUACGAAUGUGAGGAAUGCGGGGACAGGUUUCUAUCUGCUUCUAGAAGGUUGGACCACAUCAAAAGGAGGCAUAGGGGCGGUACCACACCACAUAAUUGUGACAAAUGUGGUGCAGGUUUCAUCAGAGAAGAAGAGCCACUGUUUCCUCAACUAUUGUGUGUAACCUGUACCCACGUCGCCACAACAGCAUACGAAUUCCGCCUAUUCGCGAGCCAUUCACAAAAUCUAUGGGCCAAUUGCGUUGCCUCCAUAGGAAGCCUAUUCCCAUUGAAGACCCCGAAGUCAUUUUACGCGAUCAUAAAAGACAAUUUACUCCUCCAAAGUGUUAACAAUUUUGAGGGUAGUACCAAAGAAUUGGCGCACCAUUUGUCUAACCGUUUUAAAAAGAAACCGGUGACCCCAGAACGGAAAUCUAGACACCCUCGUACAGGGCCUUCCUGUGAUUGUACGGAUUGUGGAAAAAGCUUUUUAAGCCCCUACUUCCUUAACGUCCACCUUCGUAACAGCGGUCAGAAGGAAGCGUGCUGGUUAUGUGGCACCAUGCUCAUACGCGGUCUACAAAUGAAGGAGCACCUAUCAGAAACGCAUAAAACGGAUAUGUUUCUAUGCUCAGAAUGCCCGUUGCUUUUCAAAACUGAAUCAGAAGCGAGGCAGCAUCAGAAAAAGUGUCAUGGACCUGGGAAAUUAACUUGCAAUGAUUGCGGACGGACUUUUAAAAGGAAGGCGUCGUUUGACGUGCAUUCUCAGAUGCAUAAUGUUAGGACUUGUCGAACUUGUGGGGUCCAAUUUACUAAUCGAGGUUGCUAUAGAGAGCAUAGAGCGAAAUGCGAACCGGAUGCUAAGCCCGACUUGAAAACCGUGCCUCGCAGCCGCCGAUCGAACAUCCGGGACCCAGCCACGUUUACCUGUGACUAUUGUAAUAAAACCUAUCAUUCACGACCUCAGUUAAAGAAUCAUAUUUUAUGGAUUCACCUGGACAUACGGCCGCAUCAAUGUCAAUGGUGUGGCAAACGGUUUUAUACCCCAGCGCGAUUGGCGGAACACACAGUCGUACAUACAAGGGAAAGAAAUUUUGAAUGUGAUAUCUGUGGUGCUAAAUUAGUUUCCAAAAUGGCGGCGGUGUACCAUAGACGACGGCAUACGGGGGAAAAACCGUACGAAUGUUCGGAUUGCGGGGAGAAAUUCAUUUCUUCGUCCAGGAGGUCCGAGCAUGCUAAGCGUAGACACAAUAAGGGACCUCGGUUACAGUGUACCCUAUGCGUUUCCAGUUUUGUCAGGAGCCAUGAGCUAAAGAAGCACAUGGAAAAGGCACAUAACCCUGAUUCACAGAAUCUGCUCAAAGUUAAGAAGGUUAAAGAGUUAGUUGAAACUAUUGCAUGAUGACUUUUUUUAUUAAUAGCUCGUUCACACAGGCUGCGUAAGCGUGACGUAGCGCGUACCAUUGCGUUGUAAUGUAUGAAACGUGGCACACCGCUUGCGUAAACGUAUGCGUUACCCGGUGUGUUAAGGGUUUACGCGCGCAAUACGCACGUGUCACGUGUACGUGAUUGGUGUGAAUCGGCCUUUAACAAUGAUUUGUAUAGUAUAAUAUCAUGGCGUCAAACGCUUUGUUAGAAAAACUGUUUUACCAAUAAUCUGUCUAAUGCCUCAUUUACAAGAGAGCUUUUUAGCUUUUUGAAACCAAAGUAGUAUUGGUUUAAUGAAAACUGCCAUACGCCUUCCAGGUUAGCCCGCUUCCAUCUUAGACAGCAUCAUCACUUACCACCAGGUGAGAUUGCAGUUAAGGGCUAACUUGUACCUAUCUGAAUAAAAAGUAACUAAAUGCCCGUUAAAGCGUCCAAAUAGGACAAAUGUAUUUCCAAGUAUCACACGUAAAAAAGCGAUGACGUUAGGAAU
Molecule: messenger RNA, 4870 nt
Organism: Maniola jurtina (meadow brown)
Lineage: Eukaryota; Metazoa; Arthropoda; Insecta; Lepidoptera; Nymphalidae
Product: zinc finger protein 62 homolog
Exons: 4
Coding region: 89-4354 (1421 amino acids)
Biological process (GO): regulation of transcription by RNA polymerase II
Cellular component (GO): nucleus
Molecular function (GO): zinc ion binding; DNA-binding transcription factor activity, RNA polymerase II-specific; RNA polymerase II transcription regulatory region sequence-specific DNA binding
Source: RefSeq, a predicted model, not a curated record